Asparagus officinalis (garden asparagus) is the source of this 5278-nucleotide messenger RNA. RefSeq names its product protein ROS1-like. The transcript is spliced from 18 exons. Lineage: Eukaryota; Viridiplantae; Streptophyta; Magnoliopsida; Asparagales; Asparagaceae. The record is from RefSeq and is a predicted model, not a curated record. Gene Ontology annotation, biological process: base-excision repair. Gene Ontology annotation, molecular function: 4 iron, 4 sulfur cluster binding; DNA N-glycosylase activity; DNA demethylase activity. Bases 10 to 4974 code for a protein of 1654 amino acids.
CCGGCGAUCAUGAGGCAGAUGAGUGCACCUCCGAUCAUGAUCGGUCGCGUUGAACGCCGCGGUUGCCGCGAGAUGAAAGCUGACGGAUCGCCGUUUCCUUGCUUACCGAACCCCAACUUGUUGCCUCAAAAUAACACGGAGAGCAGUAGAGCGCCAAGCUUUAGGGAUCUUCUGUUGAAUUUCCAUCCUGAAAGAAUGCAGCAGCAGCAGCAGCAAUCUGUGGGGGAUUUGGAUUGGGGUCGCGGCUUUCAGGAUCUUCUGUUGAAUUUUCAUCCUGAAAGAAUGCAGCAGCAGCAGCAGCAAUCUGUGGGGGAUUUGGAUUGGGGUCGCGGAACGGAGAGCUUUCAGGAUCUACUGAGGAUCGAGUCUGAAAGAUUUUUGCAGCAAUUUGUAGCGGGAGAAAGACCAGGGGGGGACCAACGUCUGUCGAAUCGGCAGCUAGAUUCUCCUCGGGCCCAAAAUCAAGGCGUAGACUCGUCCAAGAAUCAAGGGGGAGGAGUAGACCUGAAUAGGACCCCGCCGCAAAAUCAGCCGAUGACGAGGAGGAGGAAGUAUACACCUAAGGUUAUUAGAGAGGGAAAGCCUGCAAGAAGAACACCAAGGAAGACCGCGACCCCCAGUUCAGCAGAAAAGAGGAGAUGUGUGAGGGAGAAGAAAGACGAGAGCCCGGUGCAAGAGAACCCCACAAGCGCACCAGAAAAGAUCAGCGAUGAUGCCGAUAGCACGCGCAGGAAGAAGCCCGUUAGGCGGAGUUUGAAUUUUGAUUCAGCAGAUUCUCAAGCCGCAGGAGAUCAAUUAUCAGGAUUGAGGAAAGAAACUGUUGUUGUUUGCUCCCAAGAGCAGGACUCGGUGGCUUUAGAGAGUUCAAUUGGCCGUGGUGUUGGAUUUGAGAAGCUCGACAGUUCGAUGAAUGGGAACCUAAGAGCUCCACAGACUCCGAGUCAACCUCCUCGGCCUUCGAGGCAGGAGAUGCUGAGAAUGAAGUGGCAGGCUGACUUCGGGCGGAUGGUAGAGAAGAUGAACUCGUCUCAGCAGCAGCCUAUUAGAAGAGAGGGAGAGAAUCUGAAGAAACUUGCUAGGAUGAUAAAUUGUCGAAACAACCAAGAGAGACAUCAUCCGCAAGAUAGGAACUCAGAGGUCCUAUUUCAAGUAGGAAAUGGAAAUUACAAUGGAAUCAACAGGGGCAAUGGAAACUGCAGUGUGAAUUGUACUAAUCCAUGUCCUCCUGAUAUUCACAAGAGAAGGAGAGUAGAAAAUGGUCACCAGGAAGCCGCACCUAGUGCUUCUUCUAGUGGAUGGAAGACUAUACAUGCCAUGCAAACCAGUAGACAAGCGUUCUCCUUUGCAGAUGCACAAAGGUCGAUGGCCCUUGAGAAAAUGCAAUCCUCAAAGUAUAUUUUGGCAUCAGAUCGUAAUGAGAGGGAGACGAGCUACAAACAGGUUCAUGACAAAGUAGACCGAAGCCAACCUCCAACUCCUGAAAAAACAUCGAGGUGCAGUAAUAGUCACGAACAUGAUAUUUAUGGACCCAGAGCUCGUGUUGAAGCUCUGAUUGGAAAGCAAAAGCAAAUGAGACCGAGGGCUAGAAGGCAGAAGAAUAAGGAACAAGAUCCUCUUGUGAAUUCUUUGCCGAGGGCACUUGUACGAUACGGAGAUCCUAUGGAGGAAAUUGGCCAAGGAUUGGGUAAUUUAGACAUAAAUGGUGGUGAUGGAGUUGUUUUUAUAAUUCAGCCACAAAAUGCGCUAGUUCCUUAUGCUGGAGGAAGUGGCACUAUGGUUCUCUUUAACGGCAACCUCAUCAAGAAGCGGAAACCUCGGCCAAAAGUUGAUCUGGAUCCCGAAUCAGAUAGGGUUUGGAGACUUUUAAUGGGAAAGGAAAGCAGUGUAGGUGAAGAGGGAACAAAUAUGGAUAAGGAGAAGUGGUGGGAGAAUGAAAGACGAAUUUUUCAUGGUCGCGCAGACUCAUUCAUUGCUAGGAUGCAUCUGAUCCAAGGUGAUAGACGCUUCUCGAAGUGGAAAGGAUCAGUUGUGGAUUCAGUGAUUGGUGUAUUUCUUACACAGAAUGUCUCAGACCAUCUUUCAAGCUCUGCAUUCAUGUACCUUGCCGCAAGGUUUCCUCGGUUAAAGGAUAAUAACAACAACACUGCUAAUGUAGAAAUUAUCAGCAGAUCUACAGCUGUCAAUGGAGAAGUAUCAGAGCAAAAGAGAUGUGGCCAAAGCUCGUCAGGAACCAAGGAACCUGAGCAAAUGCAUAAUAAAGAACUGUCUAACAGUACUGAAUCACUUGAAAGCAAUAAUUUAGGUUGUAGCAUUGGGCGAGGACUAGGUCAUGAAUCACCGGACAGCGUUUUAGGCUCUGUCGUUACUUUCACUGCAGUUGAAGGUGAUGACAGAAAUUCUUCAGACGAUGUUGUUUCAUCACAGAAUUCUUUAGCUUCAUCUCAAAAUUCUUCAGAAUAUCCAGAUCAGACAUCUGAACAGCUCAAACCGAUUCCAGUUAUGAACUCUGAAGGUGACGAGCUGCUAACUAUAGGUAGGGGCAGUGGUGUCAGUUCAUUCAGAGAGCUUCUAGAUAUGGCAGAUGGAAAAGUGCUGAAUGACUUGAAAGCUACCGGCAACGAAAGCAUAUUAUCGGCAACACACAAGAGUUUGAUUGAUUGGUCAGCAUCCAUACGAAUUGACAAGAGUCCACCAGUUACAAAUGGACCUUAUCUCCAUGGUUCAAGUUCUUGCACCGACACUUCUAAUUCUCUUUUCCACUCAUCAGAACAUGAUUUCUUGAGUUUGUUUGGUGCUCCAUCAUCUUAUGGUUAUCAGAAUUUUUCGAGCUCAUCUUUGAGAACAGAGAUAUCUGAUGUUUUUAUAAAUGAAUAUAGCCAGUCUUAUUUACCUCCAGCUUCUUUUGAAUUAAAUCAAAGGAUUAUAAAUGAGUCAAUGAGCAGGCAAUAUGCUACGUAUACAGGAAGUUCAACCAAUGCUAAUGUUGCCUCUCGUGCUGAUUCAUUUGGAGGAAUGAGGCCUCUUCAAAAUGAGAUACAUUGUUGUUGUCAAAAUGAGUUCUCUUCAAAGACAAAUAUUUCUCAUUUAUGUUUAAAUCAACAAGAAGAGAAUGAACUUGUGUUUCAACAAAGAGAAAGACAAGCAGAAGUUCACAUGGCAAGACCUCAGAAAGCAGUUGAAACUCGUCAAUCUUCUUCAAAUUUAAACAAUGACAAUCAGGGGACCAAUUUAGGUGCUGGAGGUGUAGCUGAGUCAAAUUUAAGAAAAGACACAUCUCAGAAGGUUUCAUCUGGAACCAUGAACAAUGAAUCAAAGAUUAAGAAGGGAAAAAUUGAGAUUGAUAAGAGGACCGAUGACUGGGAUAAUCUGCGAAAAGAGGCAGAAAAUGAUGGUGCGAAAAAAGAACGAAGCAAUGACACAAUGGACUCACUGGACUAUGAGGCAUUAAGGAAUGCAGAUGUGGGUGAAAUAUCGAAUACUAUCCGAGAACGAGGCAUGAACAACAAGCUGGCAGAACGAAUCAAGGACUUCCUCAAUCGGCUGGUUAGGGAUCAUGGAAGCAUCGAUCUUGAAUGGUUAAGAUACGUUCCACCAGAAAAAGCAAAGGACUACCUUCUAAGCAUAAAUGGGCUGGGGCUCAAGAGUGUUGAAUGUGUUCGGCUUUUGACACUUCACCAUCUAGCUUUUCCUGUUGACACGAAUGUUGGUCGCAUUGCUGUGAGGCUGGGAUGGGUUCCACUUCAACCCUUGCCAGAAUCUCUUCAGUUACAUCUUUUAGAAAUGUACCCUAUACUGGAGACAAUUCAAAAGUACCUUUGGCCUCGGCUAUGUAAACUUGAUCAGCGGACAUUAUAUGAGCUGCACUAUCAGUUAAUUACUUUUGGCAAGGUUUUCUGUACAAAGAGCAAGCCAAAUUGUAAUGCUUGCCCAAUGAGAGGAGAGUGCAAACACUUUGCAAGUGCAUUUGCCAGUGCAAGGCUUGCUCUUCCAGGACCAGAAGAGAAACGUUUGGUGAGCUCAACAAUUCCUGUUUCCUCCACAACAACUGAUGGAUCAGUUCCCAUCCCAAUGCCCUUACCUCAACUUGAUGGGAGCACGCACUUAAGGGAACAAACUGCUCCUAAAAUCUGUGAGCCUAUCGUUGAGGAACCUGGAACGCCAGAACCUGAGCAUAUAGAAACAACAGAAAUUGAUAUAGAAGAUGCUUUUGAUAAUGAUCCUGAUGGAAUUCCUACAAUAAAGCUCAAUCUGGAAGAGUUCACUCAAAAUUUGCAACAUUAUAUGGACAGUGAUUUGUCAAAGGCGUUAGUUGCUAUAAUUCCAGAAGCUGCAUCCAUCCCCAUGCCUAAGCUGAAAAAUGUGAAUCGGUUGCGUACAGAACAUCUAGUGUAUGAACUUCCAGAUUCACAUCCUCUUUUGGAUGGGCUGGACAAAAGAGAGGCUGAUGAUCCCUGCCCCUAUCUUCUAGCUAUAUGGACCCCAGGUGAAACUGCUCAAUCAAUUGAGCCCCCAUCUGCAUGCUGCAACACCAAGAACACUGGUAAAUUGUGUGACAGGAAUACAUGCUUUAGUUGCAAUAGCAUACGAGAAGCACAAGCUCAGACGGUCAGAGGGACACUUUUGAUUCCAUGUAGGACAGCAAAUAGAGGAAGUUUUCCACUCAAUGGCACAUAUUUUCAAGUUAAUGAGGUAUUUGCAGAUCAUGAUUCUAGUCGUAAUCCAAUUGACGUCCCUAGGGACUGGAUAUGGAAUCUUCCAAGACGAACUGUAUAUUUUGGAACAUCUAUACCAACAAUAUUUAAAGGACUUACAACUGAAGGGAUACAACAAUGCUUCUGGAGAGGGUUUGUCUGCGUGAGGGGAUUUGAUCGGACAGCAAGAGCACCAAGGCCUCUCUUUGCAAGGCUACACUGUCCCGCGAGCAAAGUAACCAAAAACAAAGCAGCAGCAGCAGCAGCAAACGAGAAGACUUAAUGGCCAGGUUCGAAAAAUACGAGCCAGUUCGGAGUAUUUUUUUUUUCAUCUCACGACCCUCAGCCUUCUAUCUAAUUGUAUGAAUAGGACAGUGUAUCGUAAUGUUCAAUCUCGCAAAUUUGUCGUCCUAUCUUUGGGAUGCUAUGAAAUUUAUGUGAUCACAAAGGAGGGCUAUGUUUAUACUUGUACGUAUGUAUCAUGUAUCUUUGUCUCAAAUAAUAAGUAAAAUCAUCACAAAAGGUGUAUAAUUAAUGCAAUCUUGCAUAAAGUGCUGGUUCUUCUCAGAACACGAGCUUUGUGUUUU